Messenger RNA from Adelges cooleyi (spruce gall adelgid), 1679 nucleotides. Its product is annotated as dermokine-like. The record is from RefSeq and is a predicted model, not a curated record. The coding region runs from base 87 to 1613 and encodes 508 amino acids. The transcript has 2 exons. Lineage: Eukaryota; Metazoa; Arthropoda; Insecta; Hemiptera; Adelgidae.
AUGUUAACAGUGGCUACAAGUCGGACAUGUUUCACGCGGUGGAAGUCGCCAACCGUAAUAACUACUAUUCGUGAAACCCGGCACAAAUGGGCGUCAAGUUUUUAUACUCGCUAGUUUUAUGUAUCACGACGUUGUGCGUUGUAAGCGGAUGGGCGUCGUCUGUGGAAGAGGCCGAACCGUCCGAGUCGUCUUCGUACGAAGAGACGGCAAGCAAAAACGCCUCGCCGCGCCAAGAUGACGGCACCCAAAAGGCGACCCAGGACCACAGCAGAGGCCUUUUGAAACGGUUCAUCGUGCCGACCUCCGCCGACAUAGGGCGGGAGCUGUUGGGCGGCGGAAACCCGUACUACACAAGGAAGCCGCAACAGCAGCAGCGGCAGCACCAACAGCAACAGCAGCAACGUCAGAUCCAACAACACCCGCAUGAAGGCCGAACCGCCGGGGACCCGUUUGGAUUCGGCCCAUCGUCGUCGGGCACUUACAACGAACAGUCCGAGAGUUACCAGCAGGCGGGAGGCGGAACGGGAGGAAGCAUAAGCUUCGACUCUACCGGGUUUACCGAUUUCGUGCCGUCGCCGGGACCGUUCCGUUCGCCACCGUCGCCGUCCGCGCCGUCUCCGUUUUCCACCGGGUCCGGCGGUUCUAGCUCCUCGCCCUUCGACACCACCGGUUUUGGCCGCGACACGCCACCGUCCAGCGGUUACACAAGUGGCGUCGGCAAUUCGGGUUACUCUUCGAGUAGCGGCAACUCGGGUUACUCGUCUGGCAGCGGCAACCCGAGCUAUUCAUCGGGUAGUGGCAGUCCGGGUUACUCUUCGGGAAGUGGCCAUUCCAGUUUUUCGUCGGGAAGCGGAAAUUCCGGGUAUUCUUCAGGCGGCGGCGGCGGCGGCGGUGGCGGUUACGACUACACGCCGGCCCAGCAGCCCAUCAUACACAAGUCAAUCUACGUGCACGUGGCGCCACCCGAUGACGAGCCGCCCCGCAAACAGCGUGUGAUCGUGCCCAACGUACCGCCCAAGAAAAACUAUCAGAUAGUAUUCAUCAAGGCGCCCACGCCGCCGGCACCCACCGCGCCCAUCAUACCGCCACCGCCGCAACACUUGGACAAGACGCUCAUUUACGUGCUGCACCCGAAACCGGAAGAGGCGCCGCCCAUACACAUACCCGCGCCGCCCGUUACGCAGCCGCUCAAGCCCGAAGUGUACUUCAUCAAAUACAAAACUCGCGACCACGGGACGUCCGACGGCGGCGGUGAUCUGGGUCACGGCGGCGGAGGAGGCGGGUAUUUGCCCGAACCCGGCAGCGACUUCGGCGAGAAUCCCGGUUACCAUCGGCGGUACGGUCGGGACGGAAGUGAAAUCCUACCGCCACGGUUAUCGUCGACCUCGUCGUCGGCGGCGCCCUACACCGACAGCCCAGAACAGGAGACCGCCGGUCCCGCCGAACAGGAGCCGCAGGCCACCGACGACGAGAGCGACGUUAGCGAAGCGGAAGGCCGAAGUGGCUUCAGCUCGGAAUACUAUAACAACGAGGACGCUUCGGUGGAAAGCAGUAACCUAAGCGAGACUCGAGUCCCAUCUUCCAUGGCGACCAAAGGCAAAAACGGCCAUUGACAACGUUAAUACCAUAUUAUAUGUAAUAAUUAUCUUAGCUAAAUAGUAUUAUUCAGAUUUAGUAAA